Molecule: messenger RNA, 4114 nt
Organism: Dromaius novaehollandiae (emu)
Lineage: Eukaryota; Metazoa; Chordata; Aves; Casuariiformes; Dromaiidae
Gene: ABCG4
Product: ATP binding cassette subfamily G member 4
Exons: 15
Coding region: 148-2076 (642 amino acids)
Biological process (GO): transmembrane transport; cholesterol homeostasis; cholesterol efflux
Cellular component (GO): membrane
Molecular function (GO): ATP binding; ATP hydrolysis activity; ABC-type sterol transporter activity
Source: RefSeq, a predicted model, not a curated record
ACGGAGGUGCCGCCGGACGCCUGGGUCCCUGGGACUGAAGGCAGCAGGAGGAGCAGCAAGACUUGCGGCAGGAGCCGCGGCGUGGCACAGCUGCUGCCGGAGCAGAGGGGAGCCCGAGCUGUGCCUGCAUCCCGCAAGAGCAGCACGAUGGCAGAGAAGGGCAUGGAUCCCACGUGCGUCUCCAUUGCCCUGGAGGACACGGUGUGCCACGCCAGCCCCCCGGACGCCCCGCUCCUCACCACCCACCUGAAGAAGGUGGAGAACCACAUCACGGAGGCCCAGAGGUUUUCCCACCUCCCCAAGCGCUCGGCCGUCAACAUCGAGUUCAUCGACCUGUCCUACUCCGUGCGGGAAGGCUCCUGGUGGAGGAAGAGAGGGUACAAGACUCUCCUGAAAUGCCUGUCAGGGAAGUUCUGCCAGCGGGAGCUUAUUGGGAUCAUGGGGCCCUCGGGCGCUGGGAAGUCCACCCUCAUGAACAUCCUGGCUGGCUACAGGGAGACCGGCAUGAAGGGCCAGAUCCUGGUGAACGGCCGGCCACGGGACCUGCGCACCUUCCGCAAGAUGUCCUGCUACAUCAUGCAGGACGACAUGCUCCUGCCACACCUCACCGUGCUGGAGGCGAUGAUGGUCUCUGCUAACCUGAAGCUGAGCGAGAAGCAGGAGGUGAAGAAGGAGCUGGUCAACGAGAUCCUGACGGCUCUGGGGCUGCUGGAGUGCUCCUACACCCGCACCAUCUCGCUGUCUGGGGGCCAGCGCAAGCGCCUGGCCAUCGCCCUGGAGCUGGUGAACAACCCUCCGGUCAUGUUCUUCGACGAGCCCACCAGCGGUCUGGACAGUGCCUCCUGCUUCCAGGUGGUUUCCCUGAUGCGGUCGCUGGCUCAGGGCGGGCGCACCAUCAUCUGCACCAUCCACCAGCCCAGCGCCAAGCUGUUCGAGAUGUUUGACAAGCUGUACAUCCUGAGCCAGGGCCAGUGCAUCUUCAAAGGCGUCGUGACCAACCUCAUCCCCUACCUGAAGGGCCUCGGCCUCCACUGCCCCACGUACCACAACCCCGCCGACUUCAUUAUUGAGGUGGCCUCGGGAGAGUACGGCGAUCUCAACCCCGUGUUAUUCCGCGCUGUCCAGAACGGCAUGUGCACCAUGGCCGAGAAGAAGAGCAGCCCUGACAAGGCAGACUCGUCGUGCCCGGCACACUGCGUGGGGGAUGUGGACCACAUAGAGAGCCACACAUUCGCCACCAGCACCACGACCCAGUUCUGCAUCCUCUUCAAGAGAACAUUUAUCUGCAUCCUGCGGGACACGGUGCUGACCCACCUGCGGUUCAUGUCCCACAUCUGCAUCGGGGUGCUCAUCGGGUUGCUCUACCUUCACAUUGGCAACGACGCCGGCAAAGUCUUCAACAACACCGGGUUUCUCUUCUUCUCCAUGCUCUUCCUCAUGUUUGCUGCGCUGAUGCCCACCAUCCUCACUUUCCCCCAGGAGAUGUCGGUAUUCCUGCGAGAGCACUUGAACUACUGGUACAGCCUGAAGGCCUAUUACCUGGCCAAGACCAUGGCGGACGUGCCUUUCCAGGUGAUCUGCCCCAUCGCGUACUGUAGCAUCGUGUACUGGAUGACGGGCCAGCCUCCCGAGGCCACGCGCUUCCUCCUCUUCUCCGCCCUGGCCACCGCCACGGCCCUGGUGGCCCAGUCCCUCGGGCUUCUCAUCGGAGCAGCUUCCACUUCCCUGCAGGUGGCCACCUUCGUGGGACCCGUCACUGCCAUCCCUGUGCUGCUCUUCUCAGGCUUCUUCGUCAGCUUUAAGACCAUCCCCACCUACCUGCAGUGGAGCUCCUACGUCUCCUACGUCAGGUACGGCUUCGAGGGCGUCAUUCUCACCAUCUACGCCAUGGAGCGCGAGGACCUGGAGUGCCUCGAGGACUUCUGCCCUUUCCAAAAGCCCAUCAAGAUCCUGCAGGAGCUGGAUGUGGAGGAGGCCAAGCUCUACCUGGACUUCCUCAUCCUGGGCAUCUUCUUCGUCAUCCUGCGGCUCCUGGCUUACCUGGUCCUCAGGUACAAAGUCAAGUCAGAGAGAUAAAGGGGCCUCAGGGCCCCGAAGCCAUUCCCGGGCCUGGCCUGCUGUGAGAGACGAUCUACAGAAGGACACGGCGCUCCUGGCAGGUCACGGUCCGCGGCGGAGGCGUUGGCAGGUGCCAGCCAGGCCUGGCUCAGUCGAGAAGGGUUUUGAGACGUCUCGGAACUGUUUUAACCUUUCCACACACUCGUCAUCGCAAAUGUUUUGUACAGCCCUGGCAUGUGCCGCCCUCUCUCCUGGGACUGCCGCAUCUCGUGGAGCCCGGACCCCCUCUCGUCGCCCCUGCCCAGCACUGCCCGCUCCACCAAGCCCCUCUGGACACUGGGGACAGUCCCGCAGAGGCAAGCGUCUGCAAAGGCAGACCGAGAGCAAGGCGGAGAGGAGCUGGCAGCGCCAGGCGGGAGGGGAGAGGCGCUCGGGGGCUGCCCCAGCCCGGGGGCCCCCGGACAGCAGCAUGUGUGUCAGGGCUAAGGAGCGCCCCGAGAUGCAACAGGCCGAGUUGCACAAGGCUUUUGCUGUUUCCUGUCACUGCAACCACAGAAAUUGCUGCGUUCCCUUCCUCUCUCCUCCUGCAGAAAUCUCCCCCUCCUGUUUUUUCUCCUUUUUUAUUUAUUUUAUUAUUAUUUUUUUUUAACCCCACUGCUUCCCAGUGUGUGGAGGGAAAUGGGAGCUAGCAGAGGAGGCCUUGGAGAGCUCUGCCUCAGACCGCUGCUCUUACGCCAUCCUCAGAGACGGGAGCUUUGAACCGAGGGAUGUGGCAGGGUCUGUGGGAACGGGACAGUGUUGUCAGGCCUUAGGCUGCCUUUGGGGUCUGAGCUGAGAGGCUAAAAGUGACCAACAUGGAGAGAAGUGACUGGUUCCCUCAAGUGCUGUGAGACACUGGGAGGAUGCGGGUCCUGCGCCCUAGCAGUGCUGAGCCUCGGGCAUCGCUGGCGCCGCCGCUGCAGGAGCAGAGCUGGCCCCCAGCCCUUUGGGGCUGCCUGCAUCCCCGGUGCCGCCUCGCUCCUCUCCUCCCUGUGGCUGUCCCAGCAGAGCGGGGAAGAUGGCCCUUGCUCAGCCCGGGCUUUGUGCUGCCUGCAAGGAGAGGAUGCCAGCCCAGGGGAUGCCCGGCCUCAUCGCAGAGGGGUCCUUCCAGUGCGACAUGGUGCAGAAGCAGGUCCCAGCAGCACAACAGCUGCAAAGCAGGUGAGAUCCUCGAGCAGUUCAUUCGUGUUGCACAAUCCCAACGUAGGGAAGGGCCUUGCACUUCAUGACUGGUAUCCAGAGAAGGUCUCUUUGGCAAGCGUCUCUGGUGGCCCCUCCAAAGUCACCUGCGCCCCUUGCUGAGGCAUGGCGUUUUGGCACCUCGCUGGUUCUCCAACGGGAGCGGAGCUGAGACCAGAAGCCGGCAGGGUGUUUGCAGAUGCUGCAACACUGGGAACAGAGAGCGCAGCCCAGCCACAUCACGCAGGCCUGUCCCCACUGGCAAGGGGCUGCGUGGAUUCACCCAUGGACCUGGAAACACAGUGCUUCCCGGUGAGCCUGAACAGGGGAAGGCAGCUCUGCACUGCUCUGGCACAUGGGACCCUGCUUCAGGUGCAGUCUGUGAGACACUAGUGUCGGCUCCCUCUGAGCAGUGGGGGAUUUCAGGACAAGGGCCAGGAAGAAGAGGAGCAGGUUUCAGCUCUCUGUGGAGAACAAAAAACUCCUUGAGACUCUUCUUUACUUUUCCUGGCUCCUGUUGGGACUGCUGCACUCAGCACAGUGCAGCUGAUGGGAAAUGUGUGGAGACGUGAUCGCGUUGAUGCUGGACCGUCAGCAAGGUCGGGUUUUCCUCUGCCUGGACUGCAUUGCUGUGAGGAGCUCGUGUCCACGGGGCACUCUUGCAUGGAGGUCCCAAGGUGGGAUGUGCCCUGGUGCCAUUUCUGUGCUGAGCACGGAGGAUUCCCCAGGGGCUCUUGGCUGACUUUCUGCUGUGCCUCCCCAAAUUCCCCUCCAUUCCUGGAUCCUCCUUUGCUGCCUGCCCUGCGGCGUGCUCUGCAAUGUAGUCGCGUCAGCUCGA